Molecule: messenger RNA, 3252 nt
Organism: Saccostrea cuccullata (small rock oyster)
Lineage: Eukaryota; Metazoa; Mollusca; Bivalvia; Ostreida; Ostreidae
Exons: 1
Coding region: 1-3252 (1083 amino acids)
Biological process (GO): telomere maintenance; DNA repair
Molecular function (GO): DNA helicase activity
Source: RefSeq, a predicted model, not a curated record
AUGGGAAAUGAGAAAUUUGUAACUUCAAGCAUGGUGCAAGAUCCAUAUGUUCUCUCAAAGUUGUUACAAAACGAUGAAGCAUUACGGUUUAUGCAGCCAAUCCGAGGAACACCAGCAUAUUGGUCAGCUGCUCAAAAGGAUCUUUUCGCUAUGCUCCGCCAAUUAGGUAUUCCAACCUGGUUUUGCUCUUUCUCUGCUGCUGAACACAGAUGGAAUGAUGCAGUUAGAUCGAUAUUGAGACAGCAAAAUGAUGUUAGAGAUCCAGAAAACUUAGAUUGGUCUGAAAAAAAUGAGACAUUAAGAAAGAAUCCAGUGACUGUUGCAAGGAUGUUUGAACACAGAUUUCACGUCUUUCAGAGAGAUGUUAUAUCGUCUCCAGCUCAGCCAAUUGGAAAAGUUGUUGAUUACUUUCAAAGAGUUGAAUUUCAACAGAGAGGAUCACCUCAUAUGCAUUGCUUGUAUUGGGUAGAAAAUGCACCUAAACUAGACGAACACGGAGAAGAGUCUGUUUGCGAUUUCAUAGAUAAAUAUGUUUCUUGCGAAUUGCCAUCAGAGACUGAGGACCCAGAAUUAAGAAAUAUUGUCCUAGCAGUACAGCAACACAGUAAGAAACAUUCAAAAUCUUGUAGGAAGAAAGGGACAGAAUGCAGAUUUAACUUUCCAAGACCCCCCUCUCUACGCACAUUUAUUAGUUCACCCUAUGAAGACGACAGCACAGAAAAUAGCCAAGAGACUAUAUCUGGGAAAACCUCUGCAAAACAAGUAUUGAUGCGUGUCUGGGAUGAAGUACAAAACGAGUCAAAUGCAUUAAAAAGCUCUGAAGAAAUUUUUAGCAAUCUUUCAUUGUCCCAAGAACAGUACGAACAUGUGCAUAACAUGCUGACAAAAAAAAGAUCUAUUGUCCUUCGAAGAAAUCCCAGCGAACUAUGGAUUAAUCAGUACAAUCCUUGCCUUUUGAAAUGUUGGGAUGCGAAUAUGGAUAUUCAAUUUGUACUUGAUCCAUUUAGCUGUAUUGUAUAUAUCAUUUCCUACAUUUCGAAGUCAGAGAGGGAAAUGGGGAUGUUAUUGAAACAAACAAAGCUAGAGGCAGAAGAAGGAAAUCUUGAUGCACGUAAUACCUUGAAGAAAAUAGGUUCAGCAUAUUUACACCAUAGAGAAGUUAGUUCACAAGAAGCUGUGUACAGAGUUUGUAAUUUAAAGAUGAAAGAGUGUUCAAGAAAAGUUGUAUUUGUGCCUGUAGGUGAAAAUCCGACCCGGUUAAGUAAACCACUUUCCCAGCUAAAAAGACAGAAAGGGGAACAGCAUGAUAAUGAAAGCGAACAAGAUGAUGAUGAAAACGAGAUUUGGAUGACCAAUAUAAUAGAGAGAUAUGAAAAUCGACCAGAUAAACCACUGUUUCAUGACAUGUGUCUGGCAGAAUUUUGCUCAGCAUUCAGAGUCUUGGCUAAAUCCCAGAUUCCAAAAACUGAAAAUGAACAUGUAUUUGAAUUACAAAAUUCAAAGGGGUAUGUACAGAAGAGGACAAGAACACAGCCAGCUGUUAUAAGGUAUCCAAGGUUCAACGCAGAAAAGAUGCCCGAAAAAUAUUACCGGUGUUUAUUACAGCUUUUUCUUCCACAUUGGAAUGAAGCACAGCUAAAACCACCAGGAUUUGAUUUAUACGAGGCGUUUUAUGAAAAUGGUCACAUAAGAAUCAAAGGUAAAAAACGUGUCGAGUCUGUAAAAUCAAUAGUUGACGUAAACCAUGCAAAGUAUGCAGAAAAUGAGGAUGUGAUUACUGAAGCUCAGGAGACGUUUGAAAGCAUUGGAGAACCGGAAGAUGCUUGGUCAAGCCUUUGUCCAGAGUCAGAAGCAGUGAGGCAGGAAUGUAUCAAAGAGAAAAAUGAAAUUCAAAGUUUAGAUGAUCAAAUUAAAGAAGCAAUUCCUGAUAUUCAAAGUCAGACAAAUUCUGAUGUGCUUUAUCAAAUUCAGCAGAAUAAUCAUUCAAAGUAUGAAGCAUUAUCCAUCCUGCAAAGUCUUAAUGGAACGCAAAAGGAGGUAUUUUACCAUGUACGUGACUGGUGUUUAAAGAAAAUUGCUGGAGAUAAACCCGAUCCACUCCAUAUUUUCUUAACUGGAGGAGCAGGUACAGGAAAGAGCCAUGUCAUCAAAGCCAUAGAGUAUGAAGCAACACGAUUAUUUUCACGGAACAUGUCCUCACCUGAUAGUUUUUCAGUAUUACUGUCAGCUUUUACCGGAACUGCAGCAUUUAACAUAGGUGGAAAUACGCUUCAUCACGUGUUUUCCUUGACGAAGUAUUUGCCCUUACCAUACCAACCGUUGAAAGAACAGAGUCUAAGCGAGAUAAGGGUUCACCUGAAAGACUUGCAGAUUCUUGUGAUAGAUGAAGUAUCUAUGGUUUACAAAAGACUUCUUUAUUACAUUCACGAAAGGCUCGUUCAAAUCAAGAAGUGUAAAGAACCGUUUGGCGGUGUAAGCGUUGUUGCUGUAGGUGACUUUUACCAACUCCCUCCAGUUAAACAGCGGAAGGAUGAAAGACUUUUUAAAGAAAACACUUCGUAUCCUGUGGACUAUUGGCGAGACUUCUUCCAAGUCGUUGAACUUGGUGAAAUUAUGAGACAGCGUGAAGAUAUACCUUUUGCGGCAGCUUUGAACUCUCUCCGAAUUCGAGAAGCAGAUCAACAAUUAUCAACUGAAGCACAAGCUAUGAUACAUGAUUGUAUAAGAGAGGGUCCAGAGGACGUACUUCAUGUAUAUCCAACAAACGAAGAAGUUAACAACUACAACCUCUCCAUGUUAAGGAAAAGUUGCGAUGAUCUAAUCGAAAUCAAUGCAAAAGAUUUCCAGAAAAAUCCAACAAAUGGAAAACUUAUUUUGAGAGAAAAACCAUUCACAAGCUCGAAAACAGAUACUCUUUGCAGUACGUUACUCCUGGCUAUUAAUGCAAGAGUGAUGCUUACAAGAAAUAGUAAUGUGGAAGACGGAUUGGUAAAUGGAGUGAUGGGCUACAUUUCUCACAUAUCAUUUGAAAAGGAAUCAUCUAACAUUUCAGCUAUAGGAGUGGUUUUUGACAACAAAAAUGUUGGUAAAAAAUCGGGGAAACAAACACAAAAGGGAAAUGUAGUUUUAGUACAGAGAGUUCAGGAAGAGAUUGUUGAAAGAAAAUCAAAGACAUUUGUAAGACACCAAUUUCCCUUGCGAUUAUCCUGGGCAUGCACCGGUCAUAAAGUCCAGGGAAUGACAGUCGAAUAA